Messenger RNA from Diprion similis, 1205 nucleotides. Its product is annotated as general odorant-binding protein 69a-like. Lineage: Eukaryota; Metazoa; Arthropoda; Insecta; Hymenoptera; Diprionidae. The record is from RefSeq and is a predicted model, not a curated record. Gene Ontology annotation, biological process: sensory perception of smell. Gene Ontology annotation, molecular function: odorant binding. The coding region runs from base 417 to 875 and encodes 152 amino acids. The transcript is spliced from 4 exons.
AAUCGAAGCAGAACCAAUUCAUCAAAAGAGGUGAAUGUGAAACUGCCUGAGCAACGGUUUUUGUUGUUUAAAAAAUGCGCUUUUGCUAUCUUCGUGCAGGUGGAACGAAAACGAGUUGAUAGUCGGAGCCAGAAACGACGGUUUAGGAAUCAUUUACGCGUGAUCCGCUUGUUGUUUGGCGUCGUAAAGUGCCAUUUGCGCAAUCACCGAGCGAUAACGCAGCGCCGCACCGUAUAAAGUAUGCGAAACGCACGGGCGGACAAAAACGACGUUAAUUAGAAAAGGUAAUGAAUUGGCUCGGAUGUGCCCCGCGUGCAGUUCGCAUUUAAUUGAGCCUGGAAUUGCACCUGAGGUAGCUGGCUGUUCUCUCAUUCGAAAUCGGGCUUAUCACGGGUUUGAAUCGAUCAGGCCGAACAAUGAGAGGCCCAACGAGCGUCUUGAUCCUGGUCCUCUUCGCAGCAAUUCUCCAGAGCCAGCAGGCGAAGGCGAACGUGAGGAAGGAGUGUCGCAGGGCGAGCGGCGUCUCCUGGGCUUCCCUGAAGCGGUUGAAGAAAGGCAACUUCGAGGAAGUCGAUUCGAAAUUGAAAUGCUACCUGAAAUGCUUUAUGGUGAAGAACGGAGUUAUGAGCGAGGACAACGAGAUAGAGAUUGAAAAUACCAUGAGGCACUUGCCGAGGAAGCUGCAGAGCGGAUCGCGCGAAAUAUUAGAGAGAUGCAAAACUAUGCGUGGUGAGGAUUCGUGCGACACGGCUUUCCAGAUAGCUAAAUGCUACAUCACGGCGCACCCAGAGGUGAGAAACAAGGUUUGGAACCAGGGAGGCACGAGUAGAAAAAGCUUUGAGCUGGUCAGACGGCGAUAUUCAGCUUCGAACUGAGAGGUCGGCGUUACAAAUGGAUUCUCCAAGCUGUAAUGCUUCGUGUAUUAACUUUCAGGUAUUGCGGAGGGUUGCUUUGGUGUGAAGAACUCGCGAUUCGGCUGGAACGUUAUUUGGACAUUUGAAAAACGUUGCUUUUUCGUGCAAGUUGAAAUAAAUGUGUACGAUAUUUGCUUGACCAGCCCUUGAUUACCAGCCCGAAUCAUUGAACCGUUAAAAAAAUAAAUCCAUUCGAAUGUAAUCCAUCAUUCUUGAAGUGAAAUUCUCAAACUGUAAAGCAAAAGCAAAUGAAAUAAAUUUGAAAUGGACGAUUUUUCUGGUUUCUUUCUU